Messenger RNA from Penaeus monodon (black tiger shrimp), 379 nucleotides. RefSeq lists its product as uncharacterized. The record is from RefSeq and is a predicted model, not a curated record. Bases 1 to 318 code for a protein of 105 amino acids. NCBI's taxonomy places the organism in Eukaryota, Metazoa, Arthropoda, Malacostraca, Decapoda, Penaeidae. The transcript is spliced from 3 exons.
AUGGCGGGAAAAUUCUACGCGUGUUUUGGCCUUUUUCUGGUUUUCGUCAUGGUCUUCAAACCCUCGUAUUCUGCUCCAAGAGUAGAGAGACACGUUACUUGCUUGACUAGGAAUAUCGAGGAUGAAACCCCCAGAAGCAACAGACCGCCUUGCCGUGCUAUCUACAACAUAACCAGCGGCGCUUUCAAAACAGGCGUUUGUCUCAACCCGGCAGACUGCCAGGAAAACACGUUCUUUGUCGAUGGCCGCAAAAUCUUGGCUUACUGUUUCCCUUACGACUCGACAGAUAUUUCCACGGUUGCGAAUGCUAAUGAUUAGGAGAGUGUCGUUGGUAAAGAGUAAAUGAGGGUUUUAUUAUUACUGAUGUUGUUGUUAUUAC